Messenger RNA from Suillus paluster, 366 nucleotides. RefSeq lists its product as uncharacterized. The coding region runs from base 1 to 366 and encodes 121 amino acids. Gene Ontology annotation, cellular component: protein kinase CK2 complex. The transcript has 2 exons. The record is from RefSeq and is a predicted model, not a curated record. Gene Ontology annotation, molecular function: protein kinase regulator activity. NCBI's taxonomy places the organism in Eukaryota, Fungi, Basidiomycota, Agaricomycetes, Boletales, Suillaceae.
AUGGCAUGCGUGAAGGUGAAGAUUGUCUCUACUGAAUGCGACGAGCAUGACUGCCCGCGUGCCAUGUGCACCCAGUGCAUUUCAAUUCCGGCUGGCGACGUGCAGUACCUACAGGAGCCGGAUGUCAAAUUUCGCUGUGUCCACUGCCAUACGGCCUUGGACAAGAAGUUGAAAGAGGUCACGCCAUACUAUGGAUUUUAUAGGGAUGCUCAGCCCAUUUUCCAGUCAUUCCUGCCCAUCGUUGGACAGUUAACCCUUUCUAAAUGUUCCCAGAUUUCUUCAAAGCCAGCCCUCAUCAUUCAUUUCAAGGUUGUUGGCUUCGAGAACACUGCGAGCCCAGUUGACAGCGGUCCAUUCCUACCUUAG